Molecule: messenger RNA, 12784 nt
Organism: Porites evermanni
Lineage: Eukaryota; Metazoa; Cnidaria; Anthozoa; Scleractinia; Poritidae
Source: the annotation of a GenBank genome assembly
CAUGUCUCCCUUCAUUUCAACACCAAUGCAUGCAACAUGGCGGUUUCUAAUUUUCAAAUCUUUUGUGCUGUCACCGUAGUGGCAGUAGCCACAUUCAUUAAUUUACCAGCCCCUCGUUUCUCUCAAAGGCUACAGGAGUGGAGAAAUAUGGGGCAAUAUUUUAAUUACAGAGGCAACGCCAUAUUUUACCAAGGUGAGCCCAUGAAUAAGCUUUUAUUGGCGCGAAAUCGAUUGAUUUGCAUAUGAGUUUUGAAUUUUUAAUCUAAAGAGAUUUAGGAACCCCAUUUUUGUUGAUAACAGUGAGCAAAACGAGGUGUAUUUCAGAACAUCAAUUGCAGAAGCUUGCCAACAUCGAUCACAAAACCUUCUUUGUUUGAAUAAUUUGUUAUGCAUUGCAUGCAAUUCUUGGUUUACAACCACGUGACAAGGCGGCCAUGUUAGGGGUCAAUAAAACCGAAUUUUUUCUCGAAGAAUUUACAUGAAAAUACAGUUUAGUUCCCAGAGGAGAGAAAGGCUUUUGUUUUUGACCACCAACAUGGCUGCCGUGACAUCACAUGCAAACCAGCAAUCAAUAAAAGCAGAUAUGGCCUUUUAGGUUACGCUUCAACAGCUCAUGUCUUAGUCGCCAGGUUUUUGAUGCUGAGUAUAAAUUUGCUUUCAGAUUUUAGAGGUUACAAACAGGAUGAAGAAAGCGUUGUUCUUUGUAUUCAUGGAUUUCCUACCAGUAACUAUGACUGGUCAAAGGUGGGCGGUCCUCUCUGUCUUUAUGAACCAGUCAAUUCCUAAUCCCCGCCCCCCCCUGAUAUUUGACUGGGGUCUUUUUCUGUACAGCAGGGAAUUUGCUCCAAAAUGAGGCCCGCCCAGUCAGGCAUUUGACUUUCAUUUUCAAAAUGCUGAUCAGCAUUGCAAGCAAAAUGAUUUUUUAAUUUUUUCUUGAAGGUCAUUGCUCCUAUAUUCACUGUUUUGCUGGAGCAUUUGAGAGCCUUUGAAAAAGCCCAGUAAAUGUCGGCUUUGUGGAAUGAACAAUUUUAAAGGAGGAUAUUGCCAUCUUCCCAUCGUGCAUUGUGGUCAAACUAUAUUAUCAGACGGCUGAAUUCCAGUGUGACUCAUUUCAAAGUGUUGCCACGGAAGCAACACAUUAGAGCACAAGAGAGAUUCAUAAAAUGAUUCUAGAAAUCCAGUAAACUCCGAUAACUGUAUCGAUUGUAUGAUGCAACAGAUGCCCUUCUCAGGCCUAAGAUUUUGUUUGCUGUUUAAAUAUCUAAUCAAUAUUUUUUGACUGUAUGUAAAUAAAAGCUUACUGAUAAACCCUUUUACAUAUGAAUAAAAUGAAUUGAUACAUGGGAAAAUUUUUGAAUAGUCGCAGGUGGGUGGGGGAUUUGAUGCUUUUUGAAGCACUAGCCGGUGGGCAUUUGACCAUCUGCAAAUAUAUNGAGAGUGUGUGGUCGCGUGGUGGUGCGAGAUGUUUGUCGUGUUACUGCUGAUUUAGUGAUAAGGAGCCGAGUGAGGAGAGAUGUGGGGGGGGGGGGGGGGGGGGGGGGGGGGGGGUGGGGGAGGGGGAAUAGGACAUGCUCGGAAUAGACCUUAUAAUAUUCUUGAUACCCGCCAUCUUUGUGAGCACUUUAGGAUUGAUUGAGACAAAAGCGAUGUAAUGUGUUAUUUCUGGGGGCAAACAAGUGGUAAAAUCUGCCAAUACAUCAUUGGGUAAUUUGAGGUUGAGUUCGUUUCCUCUCUCUUAAAAAAAAGUCCUAAAAUAAAAGAUAAUUUAUGCUUUUCCAAACCUAGCAAAUAUAGUGAGUAACCACUUCUAUCGGUCGGGUUUGACAAAAACUUGAAUAUCAGCUUUUCUUUAGGACUGGCAGCUUUAAAAUUUUGCUUGCUAAAAGGAUAAGCUUUGCCUUGCCCAUCAGGCAUGUGAGCAUGCCAAGCUGUGCCCGACAGGGAUUUACUUGAGAAUGCUUCUGUUUAUUUGCUCUAAAAAUACAUUUGGAAUUAUAAGUUUGCAUGAUAUUGAUUUAUAUUAUUAAUGACUGGUCCCAAGGGAAACAGUAAUUUGUUUGCCGAGAGUCUCAAUGUUUCCCAAAGGGCCAAUCUUGAAGUGAUUUGUUUCAUAGCUGGAAAUUUUGUUGCUGGAAUUCAUUAAAUCUUGCUGUAAUAUGGCAGUUGUUGGUCAACAUUCGCGGGUAACAGUGCACUGUUACCCUCUGACAUCAUAAAUUUUGCAAUGUUGCCUGCACAGAGAUUUUGGUGAGAAACAGUUUCAUUGUUAGAUGUCAUGUGACCUCGAGAUAACCAAUGAGAGUGCCCGCUGCUGGGAAGAAAUUUCCAGCUAUAUAGCAAUAUGUUAUUGCUCUCUUUGCUUGAAAUUGGAAUUAUUGAAGAGUUAAAAUUGUGGAAACAAGAUAUCUAGUCAAUGUCACGAAUUUUAGGUCUUUGAAGAUUUUUGUACAUCAGCAAUGAUGCAGGAUGCUGAAGUAACAUAAGCAAUGAUUUUAGUGAAACAAAAUGAAUUUAAAUUAGGAGUUAGGUCAUGCCUUUUCAAUAUUUGUAUAUAUCUGAAAGAGUUAUGCUGAAUGGCACUUUGAGGUUACUGGUUAACUUCUUGGAAGCAUGACAAUAGGUACGUUCCUGUAAAUGAGCCCAUUUCAUAAUAACUGUGUAGUGUAUAAUUUUAAUUUUAAUCCAGGUUUGGGAACCACUGAAGAGAAAUUUUGGACGAGUCAUUGCAGCCGAUAUGCUGGGCUUAGGGUUUAGUGAUAAACCGGUGGGUAUAGCUGCUGUUUCAGUUCAAAAUUAAAUUCAGGCUAAAAUUUUUUAACCUAUUAUGAGUCUUAAUUUCCUUUGUCUCCUAGCCCUAAUUCAUGGAAAUUAUGGCUGGGAGACAAAGGAACCUGAGAAUCAAGCUAGGUUAAAAUUUCAGCAAGCAAAGAAAGUAGUGUCUAAUAGCUUGGGGCUAGUGGAUAUAUUGCUGAUGGGCUAGUGAAUUCUGUUCUUAACUAGCCCAACUGAAGUUUUUUUGGGAAUUCAAAUAACAGAUUACCAAUUUUUAUGAGAACUGUAAUAUUAAUCCUGCUCAUCCCCAAAAAACUUUUUUGGGGGACUAUAGUUAUAAUGACUUUUGGGCUAGUCCGUCCUAGCUACAGCUUGCCAAAUUUAAUUUUGACCUGUAACAUAUAAAUAGCCAUGUGUUAUGCCGUAUAGGGGUAUUAAACUUAUCUGGUCUCACCUCCACCUUCUGUCCCCUCUAGCAUUUGAAAGUUUUAUUUUUGUAUCGUUCCUAGCCUGUUUUCAGGCCCCACUGUUCGUUGCUCUCAUCGGCCAUGUCUUAAAGUGCAAGAAAACUUGGAACUUUAAUAGGUUCUUCAUAUUAGACACAAUUAUUUCAGCGUAGUGUUCAUAAUUGAAGAAUUAUGGAAAUCAAGCAGGGUGUAACAGGGUAACACCCUCCAAGAUCUCCAUAAUUCUUCAGAUGAUACGAAAGCUGAAUUCAACAACUGUUAUAUUAUUCAUUCAAAAUAAUUCCUAGUUUAAAAAAAAAGCUAAAACAUGCUUACCUCCAUCGAUGUUAAGUUCAUCUUCGAUAGUGCAUGUUUAUUGGCAAGUUUAGGAGAUAAAGGGUUGUUCAGUUCUGCAAAUAUUCUCCAAACAGCAGAUGUCCUCCAGCGAGUUGUCUUCUGGCUGUUCUUGCUAUGUUUUUAACCAACAGUUCUUCCUCAUGAAACAAGUGAAAUGUUCCGCCAUUUUGUAUUCACUACCAAAUUAACUCAACCUCAUCUCCAGGUCUUCUUGGUAAACCAUUCAAUAAUCUGGCAAUUUUGCUGCAUGAUUGAUGUCAGCAGUUCACAGUAGCUGGUAAUUAUGAAUUAUGCAUGGGAUGGAGCGCGGAUUUUAGCCAAUCAGAAAUGGAGAGAUCCUUUGAAUGAAUAAUCAUUAUUAUACUACUACAUGAGAAAUUACUGCAAUUUGAUUGGCUUAGAGCAGUGGUAUUUCAGCUUAAUUUGAAAUACCUACAUGUGAAAAUUACAAACCUUUUGUGGGUAGUAGUAUAAACAAAUAAUAGCAUGAUUUGUAUGUGACAUUUGGCAUAAAUACCACUCGUGAUAUUUCAAAAUUGUCUCAAAUUUUAUUUGCCUAACGGCUCGUGAAAUUACAUGUAGCAAUUUAAAAUAUCACUCGUGGCAUUUAAUAUACCAAACAUCACUACAAAUCAUGCUAUUACCUAUACUUAAAAUUAUUAUGAUGUCAUAUAGACAGAAUUGCUUGCAUUUAAGAGAGGAUAAGGGAUCUAGGGGACACUUUAAUUCGUGAUGUCUACCAUAACGGAACAGCAUGAAUCUCAUUAACUGAAUGAAUGAGCCCUAAUAAGCUCUGAGUCAAUAGCCCAUGAGGCCGAGGCCAAAUGGGCUAUUGACUCAGAGGCCAUGAGGGUGAGAGGAAUAAUUGUUUUAGUCAAAUCCAACCAGUUCGUCAAGAAUAUUUUAGCUAGUUAAAGCUAGACUUUAAUCCUCGUUUGCUGCCAAAAAGCCGGCGCUUUUCGCUACUAGUAGGCUAUAACAUAUAGCCUAGUAGUAGCUCAACCAGUCAGAAUGCAGCAUUGAUAAUAGACCACCAGCUGGAUUUGACUAAAUAUAUAUAUUUCGUGAAUAUAUAAUUAUAAUAUCUCACUUGGUUGCAAUUUCGUUGAAAUUCACACAGUCUAUUGUUGUGCAUUCUAUGUUAUCCAGCGUGGCAGAGAUUACACAGUAAUGGAACAAGCCACAUUGCAGGAAGAAUUUGUGCGGUAUCUUGGAAUACAUAAGGUUCAUAUUUUAGCGCAUGACCUGGGUGACACAGUUGCUCUUGAAAUGUUGGCAAGGUAAUUUCUGGGAUGUUCUUUGAAUUAUAUUGUUCAAUGUUCUCAAUUUAAUCUCCUUGGUCAGGGAAGAAAAAUGUUCAGCUCUGUCUCAAUCUGACUCUUGUGGGACAUAAAAAAGCCACUAAGGAUAUGUUACAAUCUCUGUUAGUGACCACUCUUAGUGUCCAUAGAUUGUAGAAUUGGGUGGUGGAAAGGUUUAUAUUCAUGAGAGGUGAAAUAAAAAAUGUACAAAUAUUAUUUUAAUGUAACAUGUAGAGCAGUUAUUCUUGAUUAACUACCGGUCAGCAUUGUGCUGUAUAGGUAUGUUGGGUAUUCCUUUUUGCCAUGCCUCAUCUGCACAGCCUCCCCUAACUAUUAGCAGGGGUUUCAAUAAAAAUUGAAGUAGCUAGCAGGUUUGAAAAGAGUAUCCAACUGUAUCAAUGUUCAAGGAGUGUCUGGGGGCGUACUUCUCCAGAGUAUUUUGAAAUUUCAGAGCCCUAGAAUGUGAUUUUCAGUGUUCUGAGUACAAAAUUGAGGACAAAAGAGUGUGUUUUUCAUUCAAAAAUAUGUAGCUUUCAUUUAAGGUUUGAUUUAUCGGUGACACAAUCAAUUCCUACAACCCAUGAACGAAUGAUGAAAACUAAAUUACGUUAACUUUGCUCGUAAACAAAUUCUGCAUAAAUCUAUAAACUUGAAAUAUAGCGUUCACAUGACUAAAGCAUAAAACCAGUUAAUUCAGAUUUUAUGAUCUUUUUUAUUUAUGACAUUAUUUCUUUCUAGAAAAAAGUAGCCGACUUCUCUGUGCAAAGUAGCCUAUGCCAUGGUUUGCACUACUACAGAAAUUCCUGGAAAACUCCUGGAGUUUUGAAAUUUUUUUCCAGGGCCCUGGAAAACUCCUUUAAAAUUCAAUUUUGGCAUCAACUCCUGGAAAACUCCUUGAAUUUAUCUAUGAAUCUUAGGAUUAAAAAAAUACUUUUUUGGACUGUUUUUUUUUUUUGUAAGUAACUUGUUUAGUGAAAUUUACAACUUUGGGGUCCUGGAUUUUUUUGUUUAUACCCUGGAAAACUCCUGGAAAUCUCCUGGAAUUUCAUAAUCUAGAGGUAGCUAUAGUACGAACCCUGCUACACGUUGUGUGCUUGAAAGCCCUGUAUGAGAUAAAUUUAUAAUAGAGGGCUAAGAGGAGUUCUUUCCUAAGAGGAGUUCUUUGCCAUAAUAAAAUUCUUAAGAUCUGUGGCUCUGUCAAUACCAAGUGUGCCCAUCCCCUUCAUCUCCACAACUUCGCAAGAUGUCCUUUUAAAUGUUUGACAACCCUGGUAACUUGCAGACGUUUUUAAUUGUUUUCCCGGCUCAUGGAAGUUCAUCCAUUUGCAGAUAUGAGGAAAGAAAGGCAAAAAAGCAGGACACAGCAGAAAAUGAACUGCAAAUAGAAUCAUUGUGUUUAACUAAUGGAGGUAAUCAUUGUUUCAACAAGGUUAGACAGCUGGUAUUUUUAGUGUAUUAUUUAGCAUGGAAAAUAGAUCAGAAAGGAAAGAGUUCAUAAAUACAAGAUUAUUGCUUCAAAAAGCAUUUACUGCUGUAGAUAACAUCAAAGUCAUUGAGGAUGUGUGUGGCCGUUCUUUGACUUUAGUGAUCCCAUUCUGAUCAAUGAUCAAUAUUCUAUAUCUUCUCAUGUUUUAAUUUCCUUUUUUUGUUAACUUGGUGAUUUUCAGUUUUAAGUUUUGUCAUGCUAAGAGUCAGAGAAGGAACUGAGGGCUGGUGACCUAUCCAAGGCACGGUCCGGCACUGACGAGCACCCCAGGUCUUGCUGGUCUAUGGAAAUACAUGCAUUAUCCAGACUUUUACUUUUAAAUUAAUAAAAUAUUAAUCUGAGCUAACACUUUCAUUAUCUAAUGUAACUUCAGGGAUUUUUCCAGAGACAAACUUUCCUAUGGUCAUUCAAAAGGUAAACAUUCUGCUAAUUCAAAGAAUGCACUAUAAUGUUAUUAUCAAUGUAUGACUGUUAUAUAUUAUGCUAGUGGAUAUAUGUUUCUAAUGUCAUACUGGCUGAUAGACAAAUUAUUUUUGAUAAUAAUUGAGUAUUUGAAUUCUUUAUAAAGUUGCCUGUAUAUUUGAUUGUACUUGCAUGUAACAUCAGGAUGUAACAUGUAAUGCACAUGUAUGUUAUGAUACAGUAGAACCUGAUAACUUGUUCUCUUCAUACUCUCUGCUAACCCGAACUCAAUCCAUUUUCCCUUGGAUUUGAACCCACUUUUCCAUCCUUUUCUGUUUACUCAAACUCAGAUAACUUGAAUUCCAGACUUUCUGCUAACUCAACUAAAUCUAUCGAUCUUGUUCCCACCAAAAUUUACUUUGUUAUAACUCAAAUCCAACUCACCACAGAUGCCAUCCCAUUUGCUCUUGUUGUGUAAUCAGUAAAACACUAAAACUAAUACUGCUGCAGUGAUUUGGUUUUGAUAUAAGAAAUGUACUGAACAGAUCAUAUAAUUAACAGUUAUUUCCCUGUAUUAUUAUAAGGAUGUAUAAUUGUGUUACACUUUACAUACUAAUAACAAACAGUAUGAAACUAUUGUUAUCUUAAAUAUAGCUAAUUGAAUAUUUGAUCAACUCCAAUAACUUGAAUCCCUGUGACCUGAAUCUGAUUUUCAUUCAAGUUACCAAGUUUCUACACUGUAAAUUUAUGUAUAGCUUCCUUAGGUGAUUCUUAAGUUAUGUUUACUUUAUCCUCUCUUGUUACAGUUGUCAGCAAAUUCUUGGAUAGGUCCACUACUUGUAAGGCUGGCAAGCUAUCCAUUAUUUGCACGAAGGUAACAAAAUACGUCAUCUGCAUUUAUCCAUGUAACCAGUCAUGUAGAUAUCAUAAAUUAUAGUGAUUUAAACUCUCUUUUACACGUUCAUUAAGUAUUAUUUACUGUGCUAUGCUGAUCUUGAUUGAUUCAGUUUGCUACCUAGCUUCAGAUUUGCUGCCUUCACUUCCCUCCAGAUUACUGACAGAAUAACCUUUAAUAUUAUUCAUUUGAUGUUUUGUGUUUUUGAAGUCUUGCGUCAGUAUUUGGUCCCCAAACAAGACCUUCAAGGGAAGAACUACAGGACUUUUGGACAAUUGCAAGACAUAAAGAUGGCUAUCUUGUUGCACCAAGGUUAUACAAAUGUACUUCUUUCUGAAGAUUAUUUUUAUAAGGAAAUGAUGUCAUGAACAGACCCAUCCAUGCUUUUGAUAGAGCAAACACAAAAUUUAAAUUCCCACUACUAUGUACUAUUUUGGGGUACAGAAACUGAGCUGCCGAUUGGACUUAAUUUAAUAUUUUCUUUUCACCUUUGGGUUUUCUUUGGCAGGAAAAUGUAGAGGCCAUGGAUUUUUCAAACCAGAUGACCAUUUUGGUCAGAUAACAUACUGACUAUAUUUCUUGUUAAUUUCUAUGAUUAUAAAAGCAAAAUUUGUCAUCUCAAGAAUGUUAGUCUUUGUAUUUGAUCUGUGUGGUUUAAUAUCAUCAAGCAUUGACAAUGACCAGCUGUUAGUCACUGUAAUGCUUAAUGGUACCAUUUUGCAUUCAAUAGAGAAUACAUAUACACCUAGAGGUGUAGUAAACCUAUAAAUAAUAUUAAUUGUUUCAUGAAGUAAGUUUUUGGUUUUUUUGACAGCUGUGAAUCAGCUUCUUAAGUACAAAUUUUACCUGACGUGCCCAUUUCUGAGCACUGUUAUUCCUGACAUUUAAUUCAAGCAUAUUGUGAUGUGAGACACUAUAAAAGGUACUGAAAUGUGGCACUGUGUUUAAGUAUUUUGCAGUACAUGAGUCAGCGGCAUGAAAACAGAGGUAGAUGGGUAGGGGUUAUGCAAACAACUUCAGUACCAGGUAAGGAACAGCUAAGAAAAUGCAUAAAUAAAAUAAAAACCGUUGAAAAAGGAAGCAGCUUAGGUGACGUACAAACUUGGACACUGAAAGCUGCUUGACGUACAUUCUUAGUGCUGUUCAUGAUCAAUGUCCAUUACUUAUUAUUUAGUAUACACUAUUAGUACUUCUAGCUUCAAUAUAAAUCUGACAGGUCUCCAAAGCUGGCUUUAAUAUGUCAUAAGCAUAAGCUACCUCAUACAACCGGCACUCAAUUACACAAUGUAUUAUUUCAGCAUGUUCUGUUAAAUUUUACAUUUUGUAAGAUAUGAGCCUGUAGGUAAAAUGGCCAUAAUGUCUCUCCCAUGAGGCAAAUAAUAUUGUUAAUGUUCUAUUUCUUGUUCGUGUUUCAGAACAAUAAGUUGGUACAUGUACAUGUAGCUAAUGCCUCCUCUACCAUUUUUCACUGAUAGUCUAGUGUGUCAGUCCCUUGGAGUUGAACAUACAUGAUUGACAUUAUAAUCAUUAUAAAUUCAUCUUGCCAGGAAAUCCUGAGUUCACAUUUAAUGUUCUCUUCUUAUGAAGUCAAAUCAUGGACAAAAUGUUUGACUCGUGGUUUCGUUUUGUCGUUUCUUUGUGACACUUCUUAAACUGCAGUUGCAAACAUUAUGCAUUUAUACCUGCCAACUUUUUCUGAGAUAUAAGCGUGAGAUUUUUAUCCUGGGAGUGCUGAGAUUUUUGAAGAUGACACGAUCAUUUCCGAAGAAGUCUGAAGUCUUCCGAAGAUGUCCGAAGUCUGCCGAAGGCGAAGUUUUCACUUGCUUUUCACUUCAAAAAUCAGAGAUCGUGAGGAAGGUAUUGUCAUUUAUUCAUUUUACACAUGGUUUUCGUUCCUUACAUGGGUCUGAGUGAACAUAUUUUUGGAAAUUGUGUCAAGCAAGAGGGCAACAACGCACAUUUUUCAAUCAGGCGUGAGAAAUUGUCCCACAAGCGUGAGCCAACGUGAGAUCGAAGUUUUCAACCCACAGGCGUGAGACUCACGCCUAAGGCGUGGGAGUUGGCAGGUGUAUGCAUUAAGCAAUAAAAGAAUAAUUAUAAUCAGCCACAACUGAAAUUGAAAAGUGCUGUUCUGAAUACUUUGCAGUCGUCUGUCAUCAGAAACACUAAUGCUGGGAUUUUUAUAAAUUGCAAUAGUUCUUACUCAUCACAAAGAUGUGAGCAAAAAUACUGAGUUCUUGUCAGCCACAUUUUUAGUUUCCAGGAUCAUGCAUUAUCCCCUUGCUAGGGUGUGAGUUUCGCUUGAUAUUAUGAGAUAGUGAAGCAAUCCAAUUGCUUUAAAACACCAUUACACCACUGAGUGCAUUAUGUAUUAAUUAACGUUAUCUCUUCUCUCGUUUUUCUGCUUCUGCUGAGUGCGCAGUCCUAUUGAUACAUACUUCCAUUCUUCAAGCGUGUGCCUUCCUUUACUAAAACCAAAGAAUGUAAUAACUUUGUAUUGGCUUCAUUUACAGUGCACUUAAUUUAUGGCCCUGCUGAUCCCAUUAACCCUCCAAUAACACUGGCCAAAUAUAGGUAAGCCAUUUAGAGUGAUGUUCUUAAUUUAAUUUUACCUCUUGGAGAUCUGUUCAUAGGUUGUGCAAUGUUUGCAGCACUUUUAAAAGGAGAAAAGUCUGAUCCCCUAAAUUAUUGACCAAUUUUGCUGACCUUCUUUGCUUGCAAGAUUUGUGAACAUUUAUAUUGUACAUAGUCAUGCUAUGAAAUACUUGGAAUGCUAAGUGACGUAGUACAGAUUACCAUCAUGGUUUCAGGGUAAAGAGAUCUAUGGUGCUUCAACUAGUUCUCACCUACUAUGAUACAGUUAAUGCAAUACAACAAAACCAAGUAGUACACAUGCCACAGUUUUGUACUUCAUGAAAGCAUUCAAUAAAACACCAGCAAUUCCUUAAGAAACUAGCAGGGUUUGUAAAGUGUCUUGAAUUCUUGAAAAAGUCGCAAUUUUCCAGACCUGGAAAAAGUCUGGAAAAUAGCGUGAAUGUCUGGAAGAAUGGUAAAAAGUCUUAAAUGAUUUUUUUAAAGUUACAACAAGUGCUUUAUAAGUGGAAUUUUUUUUUGUUUUGGUCAAAUCUUAUUCAAUAUUAAAGGUCUCUAUUGAUCACCUAUUUGAUAACCUUGAGUCUGGAAAAAGAAAGUAUUGUUUUGGGAAAAAGUCUUGAACUUUGGAUCCAAAAAUCUGUAGGAAUCCUGAACUAGAGUAUUAUGGAAUCCUUGGUUCCCUGCUCUCCUAGAAAGAAUCUUUUUUACAGAGCUGCAUCAAAUCAAAAAGAGUUAUUUGCAAAGAAGGGACAUCUAAUUCCUCCCCUAUUUCCUCUGGGAACCCUGUUUCUUGAUGUACUCAAACUUAACUUGCCUGAUAGUCUGCAGUCCAAAGUACUGACCAGUAAAUUUGUUUGCAGAUGAUGCACUAUUAUAUGGUAUUAUACCAAUUUUUAUUAAAAAAAAAAAAAAAUUAAAACUGUACAAGAAGAUCUUCACAGUUUAGAAUGGUGGCAACAUCAUUAGUCACGGCAAAUAGUAUGUUAGAAUGGUUUCAGCAUCUCUCAUCAAUCUCAAGGAAUGUAUUCCCCCAAGAAGGUUAAGGAAACUGCAUAUUAUUAUGUUUCCUGGCAUUGUUCGUCCCAAAUUGAAAUAUGAGAGCGUCUCUUGGGACCCAUCCUAUAAGAAAGACAUUAACAGGCUUUAAAAGGUCCAAAGAAAUUAAGUAGCAUGGUUUUGCCUCCAAAAUUGCAACCUGACACAGCCAAUGUAAUGAAUUAGGAUGGGAUCUUGUGGAUAUCAAAAAAGAGGAAAUAUUAUUUUAGUAAUUAAGAAAUAUGCAUACAAGUCAUGCAUUUAGCAUAGAAAACCUAAAGUUAGCAAGGUCGUUUCUAAGUUUACCUUUUAUCCUCAAAGCAUAAGUGAACGAACUUUACCUUCAGAGAUCAUUCUAGCUCUUUUAUACACUACUAGCUGCCUUAGGUAAAUACAUUAAAUAGUAUAUUAAUGCAGUGGAAAUGAAUAUGACUUUAUAAACUACUCAGGCCUGCUUUCUCGAAAAACUAAUUAGCAUUUUGUUUAUAAGUUGAAAGCCAUUUUAGAACUUUUUUUCUGCAAGGGCUCCACUGGGACACUAGUAAAAGUUUUUGCUACCCCAAUGACAUCAUGGUGCAAAAAUACAUUUCUCUAUUUUUUCUUCACAUUUGUCAACAGGGAACUAGUUGUCAAAGGGACCUUUACAUCACUUAAAGAUGAUAUUGGGCACUAUCCCCACUGGGAGGAUCCUGAUGGAUUUAUGGCUGCAUAUCAACACUUUCUUAGCAAAUUCAUGCAAGAAAAGUAAUAUUUAACCACUUACCCAGUAUGAAAAGUAUAUUUUUGUAAUAGAUUCAAAAGGUAGGGCCAUUUUUUUUUUUUGAAAUUGUUGUCUGCUAUAUGAAGGUGCUGGUUAGUCUUAUUAUAGUGUACACAGUAAAUAAUUACUUGAACCUCUAAAGCUCGAAAAACUAUGAACAUCAGAAAUAUUUCUUGCACAUUUUAGUGUUGUAAGGAAGAAGUCAAUCAGGUUUGAGAAAACUAAACUGCAGCGAGUCCUGAGCUUUAUUGUGGUUGGCCAUUGCACACAACUAACACUCCUAAAACAUUUCAAUGUUCACAGUUUUAUGAGUUUGACCUAACUGGUAAACAAAACAGCUGCUUUGGUCAUCUGAAAAGUUAUUGAAUAAAAUAAUUAUGUUGACUUUUCAUGAGCCCAUGUGAAUAACAGUAAGUUUAUUGGUAAUUAAUGUAGUUGUAACCAGGCAUGAAGUACCAUAAAAUUCUGAAAAAUAUAAACCCUGGGGCUUAUAUUUUUCAAAGGCCCUUUUUGAGGGGCUUAUAUGUGGAGUGACUUUAAUAUGUACAGAGGGAAAUUUGCAUUUCAAAAUUGAUUGGGCUAGCUUGUAGUGGGAGGGAAAUUUACCAUUUUUGCUUGGUUUUACUUUGUAUUCGAGGGCAAAUUCCAAGUACUAGCCACCGGGGGGGCUUAUAUUCGGAGGGAUGAUGUAACAGGGUUUUUUGCAUUACGAUUUUUGGGGGGCUUAUUUUCGGA